AUGGAUUAUGAUAAGUGCCUAGAUAUUCUUCAUCAAACUGAAGAGGAUCUUUGGGUUCGCAAAAUCAACGACAUGCGUUUAGAUGGGCGACUUUGCGACUGGGUCACGCCAAGGUUCCUAUCGCCCGACGGCGGAUUUAUGAACGGCUCCUACAACCUAUGCCAAAAGCUACGUUCCGAUAAUGGUAGUACAAUAUUGCUCCGUUUGCCUCGCGUUAGCAGCAUUUCUGCUUCUUACGCCAACGAGAAAGUUGCCAUGGAACUGGAGGCUAUUGAUUUGAUCCGCAAGAAGACAACCAUACCCGUUCCACAAAUUCACGUUUGGGGUCUUGCUGAGACAAACCCGUUCGGUCUUGGUCCAUUUAUUCUGAUGGAGUUCAUAGAAGGAGUUUGCCUUAAAGAGCUAUUCCUUGGGGGGUCGAUUCAACUUAGAGAAGAAGUCUCAGAUCGCGAUGUUGAGUGCAUAUAUAGGCAGAUGGCCAAUUUUAUGCUACAACUCUUCAACAUCGACUUUCGCAAUAUUGGGAGUCUGCCUACGCCAUAUACGGGAUUUUGCGCUCCUACACGCCCGCUCAGUUGGAAAGCUCACGAUAUUUUACAAUGUGGGGGGGUAAACACAUUUGGUGACAGAUCCAAAGGGUUCUUAACGACGGACGACUAUUUUCAGUAUGUCAUCGGGCAGGACGAGCAGCAAGUUCAAAUGCAGUCCAAUUCAGUCAUUAGUGAUAUGAAUGCAGAGUCGAUAUUUGGGUCGCUGCAGGUUCUGAAGUCUAUGAUACCUGAGAUGAUAAAUGAAAGCUACAACCAAGGCCCAUUCAAGCUUAUCUGCGACGAUCUCGGCCCAGCAAACGUAAUUGUCAAGGGCGAGCAUGACCUUACAAUUGUUGGAGUGGUGGACCUGGAGUGGGUUUAUGCAGGGCCAGCCCAGUUAUUUGCUUCAGCACCUUGGUGGCUUCUUCUUGAUCGGCCAAUUAACGAAGACUGGGAUUUUAAGGCCGGAGAGCCUCCGAAGAUCGCAGAUCGCUAUUUCAGACACCUUGAGAUGUUUAAACGCAUUCUGAGCGAGGAAGAGGAAAAGAUGCCAGAACAUCAUAGCAAGGAAGUUUCGAAGCUCAUGACGUGGUCUGAGGACUCGGGAGCUAUGUGGCUCCAUAUGCUUCUUUCGAGUGGAUUUUUUGAUUGGUUCAGUUUUCCUUGCAUGCACUUACGAGAACGUGUUGGUGUGGCAGAGUGGAGAGACCAAAUCAACGCCCAAAAGGGGAUGAAAGAAUUCGUAGCGAGGAAGCUACGUGGGCUGGAGGCGUAUGAUGUGAAAGUGGGCAAAGUUGAGCAACAAAAGGCUCUGCUGGCAAGUGAGGCCCUGACGAAGGAGGAAUUUAUUGCUGCCGUCCGGGCUAUUAUCACUGAUGGGUGA
Molecule: messenger RNA, 1413 nt
Organism: Penicillium mononematosum
Lineage: Eukaryota; Fungi; Ascomycota; Eurotiomycetes; Eurotiales; Aspergillaceae
Product: phosphotransferase family protein
Exons: 3
Coding region: 1-1413 (470 amino acids)
Source: RefSeq, a predicted model, not a curated record